UGAAACCCGGUUGUCGCUGCACCGCUGUCGUAACAGGUUGCGCUUUUCCGUAUUUGUGUUUGUGUACUCGUCCCCUUCAUUCGGCUUCCACUCUUCCUUCUGUUUGCCAGCGGUCGUUCAGUUUGAAACGUGGCAGGGAACCGUUGCAGAUGUCGGGAAGACCUUCCUUCAUUCUUCCCUUCUGCAAUGAAUGUUGACAUUUCACGAUUCCACAUAUCCAUUCCCUACGUUUUAUUAUUCUUUUAUUCGUUAUCUUCUGAUGACUUGCAUAGUCGGCAUUUCGCCUGCGGAAGCUUGCCACAUGCGUUUGGUCGUUUGCCGCGUUCGGACGUGUUUCAUGCGCACCGUUGGAUCUCGCGCGCGCCUGUCAUAAGCGAUUCGAUCGAUCCUUUCGUAGUUGUCAACAUAUACCACAAGGAUUAAGGUGCUUGUUCCGGAAACGAACCCAACAAUCACAACAGGAAUAUUAAUGUGCUAAUAGUGAAGGAAACCAUUUGAAGUGCUUAUUAGUGUAACAGACAGGCGAACGAAAACGGGAAUUGUUGUAGGUGCGCAAAAUGUUGGAAUUUUACCACAAUAUUAACCUCAACACUGGAAUAACACAGGGUCAAACGGCGGAGACUAAUUUGCGGGAUAAUUCAAUCGACGGCAGCGAACGGACAGACAUAGUCGGGACAAUCAAAUGCGAAAGGACGCAAGAAAUUUGCGAAGGGUGUGGUCAGAAAAUCAAAGACCGGUACUUCAUGAAGAUUUCCCCAGAUCAGUACUGGCACGAACAAUGCUUACUCUGCUGCAUCUGCCACAUCCAGCUAAACCAGUCCUGCUUUACAAAAAACACCAAAGUGUACUGCAAAGAUGAUUACUACCGAAUCUACGGUCUCCCCCAACUGCAACAACAGCAGCACCAAACUGUGUCUCGCGACUGCUACGGCUGUGGUGAACGAAUAGCGCCGAACGAAAUGGUGAUGCGUGCCAAAAAUCUAGUCUACCACCUAAACUGCUUUCUUUGCUUUACCUGCAACAGACCGCUGCAAAAGGGUGAACCAUUCUCUUUGCGAGCGGGUAAACUCAUCUGCCAACACGACCUAGAAAAGGACAUUUACAAUAACCUGCACACAAUUAAUCCGCUUCAAAAUCCCCACCACCCGUACGGUGAGGAUGACUACGUGCUGGAAGACGGAAUACGCUCUCGCGAUGGUCGGCGGGGGCCCAAACGACCACGAACGAUUCUUACCUCAGCGCAGAGACGGCAAUUUAAGGCGUCAUUCGAUGUGUCUCCGAAACCCUGUCGGAAGGUCCGAGAGGCAUUAGCCAAAGACACUGGUCUAUCGGUACGAGUGGUGCAGGUGUGGUUUCAAAACCAGCGAGCGAAAAUGAAGAAAAUUUCACGCAAAAAUAAGACGGGCCAGAACAACAGCAGCGAUGGCGAUAAAAAUCUUUCGGAUAAGGAGGAAAAGUCAAUCAAACUCGAAUCACCCAGCAGUGAUCAUGGUCACUAUCUUGGCAUCGAUGGAUCAUACGGGUCGUCUAGUCAACCACUGAACCCCAACUUGCCGUACUCACCAGGUACGUUUUCUGAUUUUCCGGAAAAUUCGGAUGCCAGUAUGUGCAGUAGUGACAUUUCGCUGGACGAAAGCUUCGACAAUCUGGAUGAGGGUACUUCAGAUACUAUGUCACUGCAAAACCUAGACCUUCAAACCAAUCUUAAUGGCAGCAGCAACAGCAACACCAGUGCCAGCAACAAUACCGGUACCAAUUUAGUCAAUCACAAUAAUAACAACAUUAAUGGGUUGAUAUCCGGGAACAGCAUUACUCACAUCGACAAGCUUUAUCUGAUGCAGAAUUCGUAUUUUAAUGCCGCGCCCAUCGAGCAAUGAUCAGACCACGGACCGAGGGCAACGGCAGUACUGGGAGGCUGCCGCGCGAUGAAUCAUCAGUAUCUAGCUGAGCAAAUUUGCAAAAAUGAACGCAACGCAGUGUGAACAUAACGGCAUUACGGUUUACGUUAAAAUUAGUUUGAGUUUCGUUUGGCCGAACAUUAUCCGCACGCCAGCAGAGAGCAUUUCAACUAGUCAAUAACUAUUAAAAUCAUAUUUCAUGCAAGAUUUAUUCUCUUGAUAGUGCAGAUUUAUAUCCAUCGGGGUGAUAAUCAAUUAGUCAGCGAAUACUUUUUAGUCGAGUAAUAUUUAUUUACUCUUACACCACGAAACAGUAUUUUGCGUAAUUAAUUUAUGAACGAAACGUUAUGUAAAAAAUCAGACAGAAACAAUGUACACCAUGUUUAAGUAUUGUAAAUUUAUUGUAGUUAUUAUUUAUUUCUAAACUGACAAUUAAUUGUUGUGCUGGAGAUAUUUCGAUCCAAUGAACCUCAACUGCAACCAAGUCAUUUGAGAUAGGAUGUGAAACAAGUUAUUUCUCACAAGCAAUGUAAAAUUUUAG
Molecule: messenger RNA, 2439 nt
Organism: Topomyia yanbarensis
Lineage: Eukaryota; Metazoa; Arthropoda; Insecta; Diptera; Culicidae
Gene: Lmx1a
Product: LIM homeobox transcription factor 1-beta
Exons: 4
Coding region: 558-1877 (439 amino acids)
Biological process (GO): regulation of transcription by RNA polymerase II; neuron differentiation
Cellular component (GO): nucleus
Molecular function (GO): RNA polymerase II transcription regulatory region sequence-specific DNA binding; DNA-binding transcription factor activity, RNA polymerase II-specific
Source: RefSeq, a predicted model, not a curated record